This is a messenger RNA of Sander lucioperca (pikeperch), 5511 nucleotides long. It is a transcript of the gene mtmr10, whose product is annotated as myotubularin related protein 10. NCBI's taxonomy places the organism in Eukaryota, Metazoa, Chordata, Actinopteri, Perciformes, Percidae. The record is from RefSeq and is a predicted model, not a curated record. The coding region runs from base 505 to 2793 and encodes 762 amino acids. The transcript is spliced from 16 exons.
GGAGCCCGGAAGUAGGGCUGGACCUCGGCUCUUUAUAAACAUGGCCGUUAAGUCCUUUACAGCAUCAGGUUCUGCGUUUGGCUGAAUUAGUUAGACAUUCAGGAAGUCACUGAGGGUAACUAAUACAGUAACAGGUGGAAAGAAAAUGUAGACACACAACGGGCGCCUCUACAUUAUUUUUCAUUGUUUUAUCUUUGCGUGGAAACGGCAUUUAUAAACUUAAUGUAGUACUUUAUGCUAGCUAGCUAACCAAGCUAACGCCAUCUCAACGUUAACUUCUGUCAACUUUUUUAUCCAGCUAACGUAAUCUGCUACUUGACUGUUUAACGAAGUGGAGGAGUACCGUCGCUCGCAGGCUGCCUCGAUGAAUAUUUUAACGUUACACACGGACGUGUCGGAUAUACUCAGCUAAGGGCUGACCUAAACUUUAUUGACGGCUCCUUUAGGGUUGUUUUUUCCUCCCACUGGCAACAGCCAAGCGCCCUGAAAGGGAGAACAUAAACAAUGUUUUCUGUCAAACCCAUGAAACCAACCUUCAAGUGUUAUCUUCCUCCUGUACAGACUGAUGUGAAGAACACUAUUGAACCGCCUAUUAAGAAGUUGGAGCCCAAGUUAAUUCAAGGGGAGAUAGUAGUUAAUGAGGUGAACUUUGUGAGGAAAUGCAUCAGCGCUGAAAGCAGCCAGGAUGACCUUUGGGGGAAGUUGAUAUGCACCAACUUUAAGGUCUCCUUCAUCCCUCAAGAUGCCCCUUCUAAACAGAAGUCCCAGUUGUCCCACCUCCUGCUUGGAGAACACGACAUCCCCCUCACCUGUCUGGAGCAAGUAGUAACAGCAAAUGAUACAAAGGGGAAGAAGAAAGUAUUGGGGUCAAACCAGAAGCUGAAGUUCAACCCGACAGAGCUCAUCCUCUAUUGCAAAGACUUGCGCAUCAUUAGGUUCUGCUUUGAUGAGGCUGGGCCUGAGAGUGCCAAAAAGGUUUGCCUUGCUAUUGCCCACUAUUCUCAUCCAGCUGAUCUUCAACUGCUGUUUGGCUUUGAGUAUCAAGGGCGGCGAUACCAUGCAUCUAAAGAAGAGCAUGUCAAUGGUUCCGCCCCUCGAGGAGGAUUAAGGACCCCCAUUUUUGACCGUCCAUCAGACUGGGAUCGGGAGAUCAAGAGAACUGGGGCAUCAGAGUGGAGGGUGUGCUCCAUCAACGAGAGAUAUGUCAUCUCACUAAGUCUUCCAGAGUACAUUGUGGUCCCAGUUUCUCUGGCAGAUCAGGAUCUAAAGCAGUACUCCAUAUUCUUCGCUGAUCAGCGCAUCCCGCUCUGGUGCUGGAAUCACCCAAAUGGAAGUGCUCUUGUCCGCAUGGCCAGCAUAAGUGAUCCAUUGCAGCAGAGGAAGAUCGAUCAAAAGGUCUUCACCGCCAUCACAAAAAGCCACCCACAGCGCAGUGAAGUCAUCCGGUAUGAUCUAGACAAGUCUCUGCCUAACAUCCAGGACAUCCAGAGUGCCUUUGUUAAAGUCAGGCAGAUCUGUGUCAUAGAUCCUUUUGAGGAGUCAGAAGAGAGGUGGCUCUCAUCAAUUGAAAAUUCACGAUGGCUGGAGUACGUCAGGGCUUUCCUGAAACAUUCAGCUGAUAUAGUGUACUACUUGGAUGGAAAGAAUGCUUCAGUCAUUCUUCAAGAGGAGGAAGACCGAGACCUGAACUGUGUAGUGUCCUCCUUGGUGCAGCUCAUGUUGGACCCUCAUUAUCGCAGCCUCAUUGGCUUUCAGAGUUUGGUGCAGAAGGAGUGGGUGAUGGCUGGCCAUCGCUUCUUGGACAGAUGCAACCACUUAAAGAAGAAUGAAAAAGAGGAGUCCCCACUGUUCCUGAUGUUCCUGGACUGCGUGUGGCAAAUGAUGAACCAGUACCCAGCAGCAUUUGAGUUCACAGAGGCCUAUCUGACAGUACUGAGCGACAGCAUGUGGAUCCCACUCUUCAGUACUUUUCUCUUCAAUUCUCCCCAACAGCGAGCUCAGCACUUGAUGGACUUUGCCAAGAAUAAAGCCAUCCCUCAAGGAGAAGAGCAGGCUGUGUAUUUCCCUCCUGUUUGGGACUGGUCACAGCAGUUCUCCACCAAAGACCAAACCCUCUUUAACAACCCCAUGUAUGUAGGCAAAGGAGCGGCCUGUGUUCAGAAUGGAGAAGUGAAAACCUUCAGACGCACAAAGCAGAAAACCUACAGUUCCACAUUGCGAGGAACGCCUGCAUCUCUGCGCAAUGGACUGAAGAUUGGAGAGGAUUCAUUGACCCGACGGGGCUCUCUGGUGUCGGAGCUGAAGUCUGAUUUUUCACCGGUGAAAGACGAAAGCCCGUCAGAGCGCUUCUUCAGAGACUGGUUCUCUCGAGCUGCUGACCAGCAGGGCCUCCUGAUUCCCCUGCUCUUGCCCUCACACGUGGCUCUCUGGAAGCUCUACUUUCUACGCUGGGUUCCUGAAGCCUGCAUUCCCAAAGGAGGCCCCAUCACUGCCUACCACAAGCUUUCCCAACUGGUCGAUGAAAUUGAGAUACUGCAGAGCCAGCUCAGGCAGUAUAAGGGACCCAGUGGCAGCACGCCAUUCCCCAACCCAAGUAGGCCCUUGUCAGACCAAAGGAGGAUGUAUUUUAAGGCCGCUUCUCCUACACCUCCAGACUUUCUUACCUCCUCCUUUCCUUUCACCCCAAUGGGAAACCUAUGUCGCCGCAGUUUUCAAGGGACCCCCAUUAGCAAAUUUCUGAACGGGGCAAAGAUUUGGCUGUCUACAGAGACUCUUGCUAAUGACUCUCUCUGAACACGCAGGGCUUUAGGGCUCACCUUUCUGAGCUCAGUACAGGUUUGUGUAACAAUUAAUCAUCUUAUUUUCUAUUACCUCUUUCUUAAAUACCAAGAAGGAAAAUGAGAAAUAGAAAAAACUAACUUUGGACUUCUGAUUUUUAAUAAUUUAUAAGCUAGAAUUUGCACCGUUGAUGCUGCAUUGAAUUCUGAGGUAAUUUCUAAACUGAAGUGUCCUCUUUAGGACUGAAUCAUUAUUGUCCAGUUAUUGUUACAGUUGAGGAAUUCAGAUUAACCAAAGCACAUCCUCCUCAUUGGCCAGUGAGUUGUUACUGUGAGGUCUCUUCUGACUGUGAAAGCUCAUCAUACUCAAUGUAUUUGUAUAAUAGAUGUAUCUUCGUGUCUACUUCAGCUUCAGCACUUUUUUUGCUGAGUACAAGAAGACUUUUGGAUAUUUUAUUUUUCAAGUUGAGAGCUUCCUCUCCAAGAUUUACCUGUGAUUUAAUGCACAUUUUAAAGUAUUAAUUAAACUUGAACUAAGUGUGUGUAGCAAUGCCAUCAGUUUAGUUGUCCUUUUGUUGAAUUCUCGUUUGUCAGUAAGACUUCCCCACUGUAAUGGACUUGAAAAAUGUAAUCCAAAAAGUAAUGCUUGAAAUUAGAAAAUGCCUGUUUUUACUGCAGCAGCAAUGAUGCAUUUCACUGAACACAGAUUUUUAUUAAAGAGGAUUAGGGCCACAUGUGAAAAUGUUAUUCAAGUUCUGAGUUUAAAGUUAGAGUUUAGAGUUUUCUUUUUAAGUAAAAAAAAAAAAAAAAAAAGUCUGAAUUCUGACUUUAAACUCGGAGCUCAAAUACAUUUUUUCUACAUGUGGCGCUAAUUGUCUUUCAUGGAUUUCCAAGUACUCGAUUUGUUUGUACCUUCCAGGAAAAGUAAUUGUAAUAUUUUACCUAGAUUUAUUAUUUUUUUCAGAAAGAGGAACAGAAAAUAACCCUGCUAACUGCUAAGUAUUUUACUAUGUGGUAAAAACAAAGAUCUGGCCUGGUUGAAUGUAAUGAGGCGUUUCUUUUCUUCCUUUUUUUUCUUUGCACAAACUGCUAUGUGAUCCAAGUGCCCAUAUUUUAUUUAAUGGCUGUGUUGGCGUUUCACUGUAAGCUACAAAUAGUGCAAGUUCAGGGUCUUACUUUGUAGAUUUACUCUAUUUUUAAAGCAGAGAAAAGGACCUAUAUUUUUAGUAUCAUAAAGCAGGGGAUACUUAGAAGGCAAAGUUGAGCUGUGAGGACUUCAAUCUGUGGUAGAUAUUUCCUCUUCUCUUUUUUGAAGGGGUUUUAUUAAACUUUUAUAGAGGCCUUCUGGUAAGGCACUGAGGAGAAACUAUUCAUAUUAACUGUAGCUGAAUGGAUAAAUAUUUGAAGGCAAAGGGACAGACAAGGAAAAUAACAGCAAUAAAUCAUCUGGAUAGCAAGUGUCAUAAAUACACUUGUGUGUGUAAUUUUGACAUUUUAGAAUAAAAUGACAAUAAAGGUUAGUUGGCAACUAUAACUACAGUCCAUACAGGCUGUUUAAAGAAAACCCUGAUAUUUGUACAUAGGGAAAGGUUAAACAUACUGUACCAUUAACAAUACUUUGUAAUACGUUUGUAAAAAAACAUGUGUUCUUGUUUCCAGAUAAUGCUACUCUGCUUAGAGGAAUAAUAUAAUAGAAAACAGUGAAGCAGUGAGGUUACUGUGCUUCCAGUCAGGAUAGUGCUGGUGAGAUUAGUGCGUUAAGAUUAAGAUGAACAGGUUUUUAUAGUGCAAUCAGAGAAUUUUCUGGCGAGCUAAACUUCCAAUGCGCUGCAAAGAUUAUUUGGAGACUUAAAAAUGUCUGCCUGGGAAGUUUACCACCUGCUGAACUAGAGAGUGGUUUGAGACACAUCAGGUGAAUUGGAUCCGUCAUCCAGUGUCCAUUUAAAACUGGUGAGGAACUAGCACUGUGUAAUAUCCUAAUGUCCUAAAAUAACAGUAUAAGCAUUUAAUAUCAAAGCCCUUAGUCAUUUUAAAUAUACGACCACUGGACAGACUCAACAUCUGUCCUAUUACACAGGAGCAUUGAUCUUGGAUGCUAGAAUUACCAGUUCCCAAUGAUAUUCAGAUAAACUCUUCGGCAAUAACUAGUUCAGGUGUCUUUUGAUAUAGAUGUGUAUAGUGUGAGUGCAGAAACUGCUCUCCCAAAUGCUAUUAAUUGCACAUGUUACUCAACAUAUAGGAUAGUUUGGUUUAAUGUGGUUGUUGAAUAUAAUUUUUGCAAAUAUAAAUACUGUAUAUGCUUGAAAUCUUGUAAUUCAUAGUUUUGAUUAAUGGUACUUAAUAACUUUUAUCCUUGUUUUAGUCUUUAUAUUUUCUGGAAAGAUAUUUAUAUGCUGUGUUCUUCCACUAAUUCACAAUGUUGCACUCUGCUGUAAUUGCAUGAUGACCGUGCUUCCACUGUGGCACAGUUUGAUAUUGAUGAGCAGCAGAUGUAUUUAUUCAGUUAUGCAAAUGUUCCCUAAGUGGGAUGCAAGUGCUACUGUACAUCCCCUGUGCCUUUUUGGGAAGAUUGACCAUUUUUGUAACCAUAUUCUAUAUCUGUUGACUUAUUUUAGUUUUCAAUUCUUUAAAUCUAGUUAAAUACAGUGGUACUGCACUGAAGCUGUUUUUCCUAACAGAAAAUAAGGCUCAAAGGUGUACCAGUAACCAACCAUUACAUUAUUUUUCAAAUGAA